AUGGUUAUCUGGCCAGCUCGACUAGCUGAGAAGUACAUAACAGCCGAAGAGAGGAAGGCGAUUCUGACGAAAGUGAACGAUUAUGCACAGACUGACGACUGGUUCCCCGCACUGUCAAUGAUUAUCAGUACGGUCUUAGUUCAAAGAAAAAUCCGAAUAAGAUGUAUUUUCAGAAGAAAUCUCGAGUGAGCUGAACGGAGAACCCGAGCCGCGGUUCGACACUGGCACGCUCUCGCUUCUCUUGUCCAUCGCGCUCGCAGUCGGUCUGACUCUUUUCAUCACAUGUAAGGGCACCUCAACUUUUUCCGUUUAGCUUACACAAUAUUUUUUGAGGUUGCGUGUGUGCGUUCAGGUGUUGUGGAAAUGUGAAGACGCGGGAGCGGCGGAAGAGUGUGGAGAGGGCGAUGGACAAUUUGCGGAACAGCGUCAUCCGCAGAGGCAGUCAGUUUCGCAGGUCUGAUUGUCAGUGAUUUCCAUGCUGUGCACUCUUCCCACGUGUCACUUUAACAUGGAAAUCUGCUCACAAUCAUUCUCUUCUUCUAAAGGACUCGGAGACGGAACUUUGGCCCUUUCUUAUGAAUCUUUCGCAUGUGAAGUUUCCAAGUUCGAGUCCAAAGCCUAUUACUUCAAUGUUUGAUAACUUCUUGGCUGCGCACACAACCAAUUAUUCCCAUUUCUCACACCAUAAUCUCACUUAUUUUCAGAUCCAUAAGCCGAUCACCAAAAAUAAUAAACGACGAAAAAGACGUGUUCUUCGGCGACGCGACUCGUGUCUAA
Messenger RNA from Caenorhabditis sp. 36 PRJEB53466, 777 nucleotides. The record is from the annotation of a GenBank genome assembly. Lineage: Eukaryota; Metazoa; Nematoda; Chromadorea; Rhabditida; Rhabditidae.